This is a messenger RNA of Colletotrichum paranaense, 1362 nucleotides long. RefSeq lists its product as uncharacterized. NCBI's taxonomy places the organism in Eukaryota, Fungi, Ascomycota, Sordariomycetes, Glomerellales, Glomerellaceae. The record is from RefSeq and is a predicted model, not a curated record. The transcript has 3 exons. The annotation marks the transcript as partial.
UUUACUUUCUCUAUCGAUUCAUCGAAUCACUUUACAACUCUCUUUUCUCAGAGUCUCAUUCUAUCCACGCUUUACUCUUCGUCCUUUCAAAAGUCAUCAAAGUCGCUACACCAGGCGACUUACGACACCUCGUCCAAAAUUCCUUCCUCAACCUCCCUCCCGUCGCCCACCGCCAGCAUCCCCUUCCCGCCCCGGAAAUUCCCCGUCCGCACGGCGCUCCACUUCCACGCCCCGCGCCCGAAGCUCACCCUCGUCACGCCCGUCUCCCUGGCCCGCGACUUCGCCGCCCGGAAGCACAACAGAAACAUGGGUUCCGCUCCUCGCCUCGGCGCCCUCGGGCACACCUUCACCGCCAUGCGCGCCAUGCAGUUCGUUUCCUUGGUGUCCAUCAUCGGCACGGUGUCCAACUUUAUUUCGGAGAUCAAUGGCGCUGAUGCCGUUCCGCCUUCCGUCUUGAUCGGCACACUUGUUAUUUCCUGCAUCGCAACCCUCUACAUCUCAAUCACCUAUAUCCUCUACUACGACAACAUGCUUCCCCUCCUCCUCGCCGCCGGCGCAGACACCUUCCUCCUCAUCGCCGUCAUUGUCGUCGCCUGCCUCCUAGGCAAACCCCUCUCCUACCUAGACUGCGCCGCCCUGCCCAAGUCCAGCGGUAGCACCGCCAACUUCAUGGCCUCCGUGACGGCCAACAUCAACACCGGCUCCGCGCUCAACUACUUCAUCUGGGUCGGCGCCGACCAGGGCACGUGCUAUGCCAUCAAGGCCGUCUGGGGUCUUUCGAUUGCGUUGGUGGCAGUCGGUGGUGUUGGUGGUGGAAAUGGUGGUGGUGGCUAUGCUCCUUCUUUCCCGCCUCCUCCUACGAGGGAAGUACGGGGUUGCUAUUUCAGCAACAGCAAGAAGAGCCUCGGCACCGCCGCGGUGUUGGCGCGGGAGAAGCGGUUUGACAGCGACUAUUCUUCGGGUUCGGACUCGGAUGAUGUCCACCAUGUCGCUGUACCGCCUCCCGCCUCCCAACACACCCGGACAACCGCGUGGUUUCCACCCCCGCCGAUGCCAAUGUCGACGCAGAUGCCCCCUACCACGACCCAAGUGCAGCACAAGCGCGUGCAGAUUGUCGAGCAGAGGCAACCCGUUCACCCCAUGCCCGUCUUGCCCGAGUUGAUCGUCUCCCCUGCGCCGCCGCUUUCUCCGGCCCCGUCUUCUGCUCGGUCGCCGAUGACGCCGGUGGAGCACCUUGUCCAUGGCAAGGGUCUUGGCCGGGGGAAGUCGAAGCGCAAGACGAUUAUGGAGUUUAUUGACGGGUGGUGGGAUUUGGGGCUGUUGGAGCAGCAGAAGCGGGCUGCUUCUCGGAGAAAGGCGUGA